UGCCUUUGGUCGGUCUGGUUUCGGUUUUUGGAGCCUCCCCUUUCCUUUAUACUUCUUCCGAUUCCUGCCUCUGUUUUCAGGUUCCCUUUCUUUUCCGAUUCCUGCUUCUGUAAAAAUCUCUCAGAACCAACCAACAGAUAUUAUCUCUGAAAAUUUGAAAACUUAAAUAAUAAAAAAAUGGAAGGAGAAGGAGGAGAAGAGCUCAGCAUACAGGAGCUGACCUCCAGUCUCUCGACGUACAAAGAUCAGCUUCACCAGGUGAAGGAGCUUUUAGCUGAUGAUCCUGCAAACUCUGAGUAUGCUGACAUGGAAAGAGAGCUCAAUGAGGUAAUUGCUCUUACAGAAGAACUACUUGCAACUGCAAAGCAAAAUCAGAAUUCUGGAUUAGGUUUCGGGACAAGUGAUAGUGCAUCACCUAGUUUGCCCCAGACUCAAAGGAAUGAAAAUGAUUCAGGGAAUAUUUCCGUUUAUAAUGACAAGUUUCCUGUUGGCACAAAAGUUCAAGCUGUUUGGAGUGAAGAUGGGAGUGGUAUGUAUGAUGCCACGAUUGAGUCUCUUACUCCAAAUGGGUACUUUGUUACUUAUGAGAGCUGGGGGAAUAAAGAAGAGGUAGAUCCAGACAAUGUCAGACCAAUUCAAGAAGGGGCUGUCAAUGCAUUGCUGGAAGCUGAAAGGGUUGCUGAGGCCACAAAACAAGCGCUCAAAAGGAAGAUUGCGCAAGCUGCUUCUGUUGAUUUCCAAUCACGAAGCUUACCAGCAAAACUUCGUAUAGAACCUGAUGAUCCAGAGGAUGUGAAAAUCACCAAACGUAAAAAGAUACAUGCUUUUAAGUCAAAGAUGAGGAUGGAACAACUGGAAGUUACACAGAAUAAACGUCAAAAUGCUUGGCAACAGUUCCAAACAACCAAAGGCAAGACUAAGAAGAUUGGUUUCUUUUCUGGACGCAAGCGUGAGAGCAUCUUCAAGUCUCCUGAGGAUCCUUUUGGGAAGGUUGGGGUGACUGGAAGUGGGAAGGGCUUGACAGAGUUUCAGAGGAGGGAAAAACACUUGCAUCUCAAAGGGGGAACAGGUGAGAAUGGUGAAGAGGCUCCUUAGCUCCCUACUGUCUCCCUGCACUUGCUUAGCGACGAAAAAGAAAAAAAAAGGUCGUACCCAGUGCACAAGGCUCCCGCUUUACGCAGGGUCUGGGAGAGGUGAAUGUUGGCUAGCCUUACCCCCAUUUAGCCUUACCCCCAUUUCGACGAAAAAGAAAAAAGAAAAAAGAAAAAAGAAACUACCUGAUCUCUCAACUUGGUCAAAAGGUUUAGUCGUAACUGGUUAAUCAAAACCUGUGGUAUGCCAUUGCCAUAUGUAUUGUUCUUACCCUCGUGGUUAUUAUUGCCAUAACAGUUGUCUUCCCACCGCUUGAGUUUGAGUUGUAUUGUGUUAGGCGUUUAUGUCGUGAAAUGAAGCAAUGGUUUGAUUCCCACCUCA
Molecule: messenger RNA, 1473 nt
Organism: Malus domestica (apple)
Lineage: Eukaryota; Viridiplantae; Streptophyta; Magnoliopsida; Rosales; Rosaceae
Source: RefSeq, a predicted model, not a curated record